AUAUAUUAGUUUUCUUAUUUUUUCAUAUGCAAAUUGCAAACAAGUAACAAAAGGCAAAAGAGAAAGAUGAUGAAAAAGGAAAAGCAAGUGCUUCCUAUAGUGUGGAGUAUGUGAGAAUCAUGUGAAGUGCCGCCAUCUCUCUCUCUCUCUCUAUUGAUCAAAAGCUUUCAACUUUGUCAAAUUUUAACAAAAAUAAAACAUACCCUUUUUGUGAGAGCGCUUCAUCUUCUUCUUCUUCUUGGUUUUCAAUGGCUUCAACUGCUUCUAGGUUCAUCAAGUGUGUCACAGUUGGUGAUGGAGCAUUCCUUUUCGCUGCCACUUUUUUUGUGGAUUAUAUUCCCACAGUGUUUGAUAAUUUCAGUGCAAAUGUGGUAGUUGAAGGCACAACUGUCAAUUUAGGCCUUUGGGACACUGCUGGGCAAGAGGACUACAAUAGAUUGAGGCCUCUGAGCUACAGAGGCGCAGAUGUAUUUGUAUUGGCUUUCUCUCUUGUUAGUGGCGCGAGCUAUGAGAAUGUCUUGAAGAAGUGGAUCCCGGAGCUGCAGCAUUUUGCCCCUGGUGUUCCAGUGGUACUAGUUGGCACCAAAUUAGAUCUUCGCGAAGACAAGCACUAUCUAGCGGAUCAUCCCAGUCUGGUGCCUGUGACUCGUGAGCAGGGGGAGGAACUACGGAAACGAAUAGGAGCUAGCUAUUAUAUUGAGUGCAGCUCAAAAACUCAGCAGAAUGUGAAGGCGGUUUUCGAUGCGGCAAUCAAGGUGGUGAUCAAGCCUCCACAGAAGCAACAAGAGAAGAAGAAGAAACCGCGUCCCGGGUGUCUAUUAAAUAUCUUCUGUGGAAGGAAUAUUGUUGGUCUUAAAUGAAACAAAUCAUCAUCACCUGAAGGCUUUUUCACUUGUCAUAGGUGGGAAAUUAUUAUUUUGUAUCAACGUUUGCAGCAUAGCUAUA
Messenger RNA from Arachis duranensis, 945 nucleotides. RefSeq names its product rac-like GTP-binding protein ARAC8. Lineage: Eukaryota; Viridiplantae; Streptophyta; Magnoliopsida; Fabales; Fabaceae. Gene Ontology annotation, molecular function: protein kinase binding; GTPase activity; GTP binding. Gene Ontology annotation, cellular component: cytoskeleton; cell projection; cytoplasmic vesicle. The transcript is spliced from 8 exons. The record is from RefSeq and is a predicted model, not a curated record. Gene Ontology annotation, biological process: regulation of actin cytoskeleton organization; cortical cytoskeleton organization; establishment or maintenance of cell polarity. The coding region runs from base 249 to 860 and encodes 203 amino acids.